Messenger RNA from Manacus vitellinus (golden-collared manakin), 3258 nucleotides. RefSeq names its product TNF receptor superfamily member 8 (gene TNFRSF8). The coding region runs from base 1 to 1215 and encodes 404 amino acids. NCBI's taxonomy places the organism in Eukaryota, Metazoa, Chordata, Aves, Passeriformes, Pipridae. The transcript is spliced from 9 exons. The record is from RefSeq and is a predicted model, not a curated record. Gene Ontology annotation, molecular function: protein binding.
AUGGCUGCCUGCAGCCUGGCACUGGCCCUGCAGCUCCUGCUGCUUCUCCAGGACAUCCAGACAUCCCUGCAGACAUCAUUAACCCCAUCUCAUUCCUGUGACACACGUGGGAAUUGGUUCUAUGAUGAAACUUCACAAAGCUGCUGUUACCAGUGUCCCUCAGGCUCUGUUAAAAAGAAAGCUUGUCCUGAGAACCCAACUGCAGACUGCAUGAGGUGUGGGCCUGGGCAAUUUGUGAACACACGAGUCUCGAAGCUACGAUGUGAUGCCUGUGUCUUAUGCAAAAGAGAACUCGACCUUGUGGAGAAGGAGCCCUGUUCCUUCAACUCCAGCAGUGUCUGCGAGUGCAGGCCGGGCCUGUUCUGCCAAACCUCCGGCCCAUACACCUGUGCCAGGUGCCAGCCCCACACCACCUGCCAGCCUGGCUUCGGGGUCCGGGUCAGAGGCACCUCAACACGGGAUGUCACUUGUGAAGAGUGCCCUGCUGGGACCUUCUCUGACCAAAGCUCCAGCACUGACAGCUGCAAGCCCCACACAGACUGUGCCAAGUUAAACAAAGUGGCACUAAGCCAAGGAAAUGCCACACAUGAUCAGGUUUGCCUGGACCAAUUGCCCACCUAUCUCACCCAAAGCCCUUUGUCCACGAGAUUCAGCAAUGAAACAAAUCACUCUGACCCAAGGAGCCCUGAGGAGAGCCUGGUGACCAUUGCUGGUGGUGACCUUCUAAGUGCCACGACAACUGAAAACCCCAGUUCAGCUCCUGAGGAGAAAGAUCUGACUUUUCCCACCUCAGCCAAGGGGGAGAUGACAAUGGGAGGUGUAGUGCUUUGGGCAGUGGUUCUCUGUGUGAUAGUGCUCCUCGGGGCCAUGCUGUUUUUUUGGAAAUGGAAGGUUUGCAAGAAGCGGAUCCUCGUCCUCAAAGGAAAGCCCCAUCUGCAUUCUGUCAUCGCACACAAAUACGGCCUCAAAUCGCCAGAAAAGCUCUACAUCAUGAAGGCCGACACUGUUAUCGUGGGGUCUGUUGCAGAAGUGCCCGGUGGCAAAAACUGCCCUGCCAGAGGAUGUGAAAGCAACACCCAGGAAAUCAUGGAAGAGGAACUGGGAAUGCACUACCCAGAGCAGGAAACAGAGUCCUUCCCAGGGAACGAUGUAAUGGUUCCCGUGGAAGAGGAGGGAAAGGAAUUCCACCACCCCACCACCGCCACAGAAAAGUGACAACCCAUGGAGAUGAUGAGCUACAGGAACACCCAGUGUUACACUAAGUCUGACUCUGUGACAAGUGCCUUGGGUUAUUGGGAGACUCCUGGAAAACACUGAAACACACUCAAACAAGGAGAGCUAGAACCUCCUUCAUCUACCAAAUGACAGGAGUAUCCAAACCGUUGGCCCGCAUAGCUGACGUCAAAUAUUCCUCUUUCCCUCUCUCUCCCAAUAUUAUGCUGGAAACAAAUUUGAAUCAAAGCUGCACAAUUCAGAGGACAUCUGGAUGUCAGCUGAAGUUUCACAGCUUGCUUUCUCUGCAUGAAGGAAUGGAUUGAAACCUAUGUCUGGCUACUUCUAUUAGCUAUGAAAAUCCUGGCCAGGGUUCCGAGUCAAACUUGAGAUUCAGCCAUGGAAGUCGUUGAAUAGGUUGUUUUACUUCCAGUACUUCCAAAUUUGUCACAUAUUUUGCAACAUCUGGCAUUUUCUUAAGGCCUCAACUCUUGACAGAAAGUGAUGACAACUUCAGUUUUCCCUAGCACAAACAACUCUCAGGAUUGUGGACUUCAUGGUUUUUUGAGGAAAUAGGAUCAAAAGGUGCCACACAGGCUCAGGAAACAGAAGGCAAAUAAAACUAAUUGAAGUCCACUGUAUUUCAGGCCAUUCUUUCUAGGUUUUGAAGCCUGAUUCAUGUUUUUGACUACUUCAAAUCAUCACUAAGUGUAUGAAAUGGCCUUUUCUGAUGGAAACUCGCUGAAUAUUUGAUUAUUGGAUGAACUACAGGUUUAACCCGGUGUGGAGCCUGUAAAAAGGGAAAUGAAGGAAAACUGUUUUUCUACAGAAAGAAAAGACUGAAAAAGAGGCACAGCAAUUAUUUCCUAUAAAAUUGUUAAUAUCUACUUGGUUUAGAAUUGUUCAGCAUCAUCAGGGUGACACUGAUUUGCAUAUGCUUUAAAAACAAAGUUGUUUUGUGGUCGACUGGCUUGUGUUAUGCUAUUUUUCAGUCUUUCAUGCUGCUUGUUCAGUAACUGUAAAUGUAAUAGUGCUGACUAUACUUUUGCAGAGGACAAUGGAAAAUGAGCAAGAUGAUAAAGUGUGUCUUAAUAGUCAAAAAAAGGAACCACAAAAACCAUUGCUUGCUUUGCAGUUUUGCCCUGGAUGAAGCACUGUAAAAACAGCUGUGCAGCUGCAAUGACUUCUCUUAGAACACACAAAAGGAACAUAAAGGCAUAAAAACACCUUCUUGGGCCAGUCUAGGAGUAUGAGCCCAACAUUUUAUCUGUGGCAGUUGCAGUCAGGGAUGUCAGUUAGGAAGAGCACAUCAGCCUGGCUAAUAUCUGCUGGCUAAUAUUCCUCACAGUUCUGCAGCAGCAGCUGGAAUCGGAUCAGGAUGUCCAAGAGUUUGUCUGAGCCUUUACUAUUCACUCAUAUUGCCACUAGUUUUUCUUCCCUCUUUUGAAUUUCCUGGUACAAUCUUUCCUCCAUAAGCACCCAUGGCAACAAGUUACAGGUACCAUGCCCUGUGUAAAGAAGGACUUUUAACACUUUUAAACUGACCUUUUUAUUUCAGUGAGUGCCACUAGUUCUUGUCUUACAGAAGUCAGUGGCUUGUUUUUGUUGGUUUGGGGGAUUUUUGUUUGUUUGUUUGUUUGUUUGUUUUUGCAACAGAGUUGCUUUUGUGAUUCUUGAUUUUUGUGAUUGUAUCCUCCUCAGCCUCCAAGCCGAAUUCCCAUCUCCUCCUAUUUCUCAUGUAACUUAGAUGCUCCACUGCCUUGGUCACUUCAGUUGACCUCUUCCACAUCUACUUUAACUUCACUACAUACUUCAUUUUAGAAAACACCAAUUUGUGAACCGACAAACUGAAGAACCACUUUCACCUGGCUGUGGUUGUUCAGGGCUGUUCUGCAAUUACAGCUAGUUGUACCUCUCAGCUCUAUAUAUAAAUUAAUGUUUUUUACUGGAACAGCUUUCUAGGUGAACUGUAUGCAUUGCAACCUGCUGGAUGUGUUAUAGCUGGUUUGUUUAAUAAUGCUGGUAAUCUCUGAAUUAAAAGUUACA